AUGAGCAAUCGUCCCGGAAACUAUCGCAGCGUGCCUGCGCAGCAGCAGCCAAGAGACAUGCCCUCUUACAAGCAGGUCUCUUAUACCCCACCAUCCCAACACCAGCACCAGCGUCCUGGUCCACGCGCCAUCCCUUCCGACCAGUCGCACAACAUGUCCGGCUCCUUCUCCAGCGGCGAGAGCAGCGGCGCCACCCAGCGUCUCCUCCCGACCCAACCCUACCAGCCUCGCAACAACGCCGCCCCGCCGCAAGGUGCCAACCCCAACAUGCGCGCAAAGACCGCUGCUACCGCCUCCACCCCAUCCACCGCAGGCUACAAGUACGCCACCGGCGCCCAGGGCCAGCCCGUCUACGAGGGUCCCGAGGACGACGACGACCUGCACGACUGGAAGAAGGAGAGCCACUCGCACGCCAUGUCCUGGCGCGGCAUCGCCAACGUCCUCACGCUCGCAUUCCUCGUCGUCGGCCUCGUCGCCCUCUUUGCAGGCUAUCCCAUCAUCUCGCACUUUGAAAAGCUCUACAACGCCUCCAAGAAGGGCGGCUACAAUCUCGGCGGCACCAACGGCUCCGGCCAGGUGCCCGACCUGCCGCUCUUCAGCCUCAUCGAUGCAGACACCCCCGCCUCGGCGCUCAAGCGCACCUCGGCCGCCGACGGCAAGUCCUACCACCUCGUCUUCUCCGACGAGUUUGAGCAGGAGGGCCGCACCUUCUGGCCCGGCGAUGACCCGUUCUGGGAGGCCGUCGACCUCUACUACGGCGCCACCGGCGACUACGAGUACUACUCGCCCGAGGCCGUCAACACCACCGGCGGCGCACUCACCAUCACCAUGACCCAAAAGACCACGCACAACCUCAACUUCCAGUCCGGCAUGGUGCAGUCCUGGAACAAGUUCUGCUUCCAGGGCGGCUACAUCGAGUUCUCCAUGCGCAUGCCCGGCGGCCCCUCCACCUCGGGAUACUGGCCCGGUCUCUGGCUCAUGGGCAACCUCGCUCGUCCCGGCUACGCUGGAUCCACCGACGGAAUGUGGCCCUACAGCUACGCCAGCUGCGAUGCCGGCAUCCUGCGCAACCAGACCUGGGUCAACGGUACCGGUCCGGACGGGGCGAUCAAUUCGCAGGGUACCUACUCGGUGGGUGGGCGCGUGUCGUUCCUCUCUGGCAUGCGUUCGCCCGCCUGCACGUGUCCCGGCGAGGACCAUCCGGGCCCCAACGUGAAUGUGGCGCGCUCGUCGCCCGAGCUCGACAUUCUCGAGGCGCAGAUCCAGAACCGCGCGGGCGUGUCGCACGGCUACGCCUCGCAGUCGUAUCAGAUCGCACCGUUCGACCUGAGCUACGAGUGGCUCAACACGUCGGCGGCGGUCAAGAUCUACGACGACGACGUCACCGAGGUCAACACGUACAAGGGCAACGUGUAUCAGGAGGCGGUUUCGGCGCUCACCCAGAUCCCCGAUGCCGGCUAUGUGGAUACGUCCAACCAGUACCUUACCUAUGGCGUAGAGUAUCAGCCGGAUUGGAACGAGAAUGGUGGUGGGUCGAUUACGUGGUACAUCAACGGCAAGCCGUCGUGGUCGGUGAAUGGCAAAGCGAUGAUGGCGAAUCCGCCUAUGGAUAUUGGCAUUCGUACGGUGUCGGUGGAGCCGAUGUCGAUCAUCAUGAAUCUGGGCAUGUCGCCUACGUUCCAGCGCGUCAACUUUGGCGCGGGCGGUGUCGAGUUCCCCGCGACCAUGGCGGUCGACUAUGUGCGUGUGUAUCAGCUGGAUGGUCAGAACGAUAGGAUCACGUGCGACCCUGCGGACCACCCGACGGCUCAGUACAUCAACGACCACCUGGAUCUCUACACCAACCCCAACUAUACCGUCUACCCGCACGCCUGGCCCAAGAACAAGCUGACGGGUUGUUAG
Molecule: messenger RNA, 1902 nt
Organism: Moesziomyces antarcticus
Lineage: Eukaryota; Fungi; Basidiomycota; Ustilaginomycetes; Ustilaginales; Ustilaginaceae
Product: glycoside hydrolase family 16 protein
Exons: 1
Coding region: 1-1902 (633 amino acids)
Biological process (GO): (1->6)-beta-D-glucan biosynthetic process; fungal-type cell wall organization
Cellular component (GO): plasma membrane; endoplasmic reticulum membrane
Molecular function (GO): glucosidase activity
Source: RefSeq, a predicted model, not a curated record